CUUCAAAAUAUUCUUGUCUCGCUGUUUUAUGAUAUGACAACGCUGCGGUUAAGGUGUGGUUUAGGCACAAAAAUCACUUACUUGAGGUUAGAGAGCGGUUGUGAUUUGGGUUAAACGAUCCCUUGAAACGUGGUGUGAGUUAAAAUUACUACUUCCUUACAAAUCUCGCGAGAGUUUCACAACACGACCGGUUUACACGUGUUUACCUGACACAGACAAGCCACAUUUUGCACAAUUGCUUUAAAUUUGGGUUUGUUGAUCGUAAAGCGGAAUAAAAACAAGCAAAAUGCCGAAAGUCAGGGCGGAGAAGAAAACCAGGCAGCACUCAGAAGUAAAAAACCAAGGGAUCAUGUUCAACACUGGAAUCGGCCAACACAUCCUGAAAAAUCCUCUGGUCGUCAAUGGCAUCAUCGAGAAGGCUGCUCUGAGGCCAACAGAUGUGGUUCUGGAGGUGGGACCUGGUACUGGUAACAUGACGGUUAAACUGCUUGAAAAGGCCAAAAAGGUGGUGGCCUGUGAGUUGGACUGCAGAUUGGUGGCUGAACUUCAGAAAAGAGUACAGUGCACACCCUUGCAGACCAAACUUCAGAUAUUAGUCGGAGACGUAUUAAAAACAGAUCUGCCUUUCUUUGACGUCUGUGUGGCUAAUUUACCUUACCAGAUUUCGUCGCCUUUUGUCUUCAAACUUCUGCUGCAUCGACCGUUCUUCAGAUGUGCCGUGUUGAUGUUCCAGAGAGAGUUUGCCAUGCGACUGGUUGCCAAACCUGGAGACAAGCUGUACUGCAGACUGUCCAUCAACACACAACUACUGGCUCGUGUAGAUCACCUCAUGAAAGUAGGAAAGAAUAAUUUCCGUCCUCCUCCUAAAGUGGAGUCAAGUGUUGUCAGGAUAGAGCCGAAAAAUCCUCCUCCACCCGUUAACUUCCAGGAGUGGGACGGUCUGGUCAGAAUAGCCUUUGUAAGGAAAAACAAAACCCUCAAUGCAGCUUUCAAGUCCACUGCGGUCGAGCAGCUGCUGGAAAAGAACUACAGAAUUCACUGCUCUGUGCACAACGUGGACGUCCCGGCAGACUUCAGCAUCUCCAAGAAGAUUGAGAGUGUUUUGCAGGAGGCUGAUUUCAGUGAAAAGAGAGCCAGGUCCAUGGACAUUGAUGACUUCAUGGUACUGCUCCACGCAUUCAACUCUGCAGGGAUCCACUUUUCUUAAAUGGUAAAUGGAUCUGAAGACAGCAGCUUUAUGACACAUGAUGCCUUCAUGAUGUGAGGGCAGUCCUCAGUGGUCAGAUGAGAUUUCUGACUGACUUUUUUCUCUUCCUCCUUGAGGUUUGCUUUGAGAGACUGAAUUUCAAAUGUUGCAAUGCUUUGAAAUGUACAAAAACUAAUAGAGCAUACAUUUAAAGAACUCAUAUUGAGAUUCUUAACUGUGCCGUUUUACCUUUAUGAGUAUAGACUGACUGUCACUGGGAAUACAAGGACAACUUCGUGGCAGGGACUGUCGGUGUUUGUGAGAACUUUUCAUUCACAGAAAAUAAUAUGUGAUGCAUGAUUUUUCUAAUCUGAACGCAAUCACCUGCAACUUUUCUAAACAACUUCAAAAUCACUUCCUCCUGGAAAAAGUAAAUAUUUAACAAGUGUAAUGUUUUAGGUGUUUUCAGACUUCUAAAAUAAAUUCAGAUUGUCAACCA
Molecule: messenger RNA, 1685 nt
Organism: Thunnus maccoyii (southern bluefin tuna)
Lineage: Eukaryota; Metazoa; Chordata; Actinopteri; Scombriformes; Scombridae
Gene: dimt1l
Product: DIM1 dimethyladenosine transferase 1-like (S. cerevisiae)
Exons: 12
Coding region: 287-1207 (306 amino acids)
Biological process (GO): rRNA methylation
Cellular component (GO): mitochondrial matrix
Molecular function (GO): rRNA (adenine-N6,N6-)-dimethyltransferase activity
Source: RefSeq, a predicted model, not a curated record